Condylura cristata (star-nosed mole) is the source of this 3710-nucleotide messenger RNA. It is a transcript of the gene ITPRIP, whose product is annotated as inositol 1,4,5-trisphosphate receptor interacting protein. Bases 130 to 1788 code for a protein of 552 amino acids. NCBI's taxonomy places the organism in Eukaryota, Metazoa, Chordata, Mammalia, Eulipotyphla, Talpidae. The record is from RefSeq and is a predicted model, not a curated record. Gene Ontology annotation, cellular component: membrane. Gene Ontology annotation, molecular function: protein kinase inhibitor activity. The transcript has 2 exons.
CCCCGGUCUCUCUAGUUGUCCCCCCCUCCCCGGCGCUCCGCCGCCACCGACCCCGACUGCGCAGUCCCAGCCCGCGCGCGAAGCCUGGAGCGACCCGGAGCGAGGACCCCGCCGAGGGACACUCCAGCCAUGGCCCUGGGGCUCUUCCGGGUGUGCCUGGUGGUGGUGACCGCCAUCAUCAACCACCCGCUGCUCUUCCCGAGGGAGAACGCCACGGUCCCGGAGAACGAGGAGGAGAUCAUCCGAAAGAUGCGGGAGCACCAGGAGAAGCUGCAGCUGGAGCAGCUGCGCCUGGAAGAGGAAGUGGCGCGGCUGGCGACGGAGAAGGAGGCGCUGGAGCGGGUGGCGGAGGAGGGCCAGCAGCAGAACGAGACCCGCGCGGCCUGGGACCUCUGGAGCACCCUGUGCAUGAUCCUCUUCCUGGUGAUCGAGGUGUGGCGACAGGACCACCAGGACGGGCCCUCAACCGAGUGCCUGGGCGGGGACGAGGACGAGCUGCCCGGCCUGCAGGGGGCCCCGCUGCGGGGCCUCACCCUGCCCGACAAGGCCACGCUUGGCCACUUCUACGAGCGCUGCAUCCGCGGGGCGACGGCGGACGCCGCGCGCACGCGGGAGUUCGUGGAGGGCUUCGUGGACGACCUGCUGGAGGCCCUGCGGAGCCUUUGCAACCGGGACACGGACAUGGAGGUGGAGGACUUCAUCGGCGUGGACAGCAUGUACGAGAACUGGCAGGUGGACAGGCCGCUGCUGUGUGAGCUCUUUGUGCCCUUCACGCCUCCCGAGCCCUACCGCUUCCAGCCCCAGCUCUGUUGCGCUGGCCAUCCGGUGCCCUUGGAUCGCCAGGGCUACGGCCAGGUCAAGGUGGUCGGGGCCGAGGAGGCCACGCUGGGCUGUAUCUGCGGCAAGACCAAGCUUGGGGAAGACAUGCUGUGUCUCCUGCACGGCAAGAACAGUUUGGGGCGCCCCGGCAGCGAGGCGGGGGUCUUGCUGUGUGCCCCAGAUUCCCCGUACCUCGACACGAUGCAGGUCAUGAAGUGGUUCCAGACGGCCCUCACCAGGGCCUGGCACCGCAUCGCCCACAAGUAUGAGUUCGACCUGGCCUUUGGCCAUCUGGACACGCCAGGGUCCCUCAGGAUCAAGUUCCGCUCUGGCAAGUUCAUGCCCUUCAGCCUGAUUCCAGUGAUCCAGUGCGACGACUCGGACCUGUACUUCGUGUCCCACCUCCCCGGGGAGCCCUCUGGGGGCGGCCCGGCUUCCAGCACCGACUGGCUCCUGUCCUUCGCCGUCUACGAGCGACACUUCCUCAGGACGACCUCCAAGGCGCUGCCCGAGGGGGCCUGCCACCUCAGCUGCUUGCAGAUCGCCUCGUUCCUGCUCUCCAAGCAGCGCCGGCUGACGGGCCCCAGCGCGCUCAGCAACUACCACCUGAAGACCGCCCUGCUGCACCUCCUGCUGGCGCGGCGGGCGGCCGACUGGAAGGCCGGCCAGCUGGACGCGCGUCUGCACGAGCUGCUCUGCUUCCUGGAGAAGAGCUUGCUGGAGAAGAAGCUCCAUCACUUCUUCAUUGGCAACCGCAAGGUACCUGAGGCCAUGGGGCUCCCGGAGGCCGUGCGCAGGGCCGAGCCGCUCAACCUCUUCCGGCCCUUCGUCCUCCAGCGGAGUCUCUAUCGGAAGACGGUGGACUCCUUCUAUGAGAUGCUCAGGAACGCCCCGGCCCUCAUCAGCGAGUACUCCCUGCAUGUCCCGUCCGACCACACCAGCCUGCCCCCCAAAGCCGUCACCUUGUAGAGCCGCCGGCACCCGGAGGCCGGGACAGGCAUCGUGCAUGUCCCACCCCAGGCCUGCAGCUCUGUCCCGGGAAGACAACGGGCCUUGCUGAGGCUCAGGGCUCAGCCCAGCGGGGAAGCCAGUACCCAGGAGACCGGCCCCAGCUGGAAGCUGGCUUGCGUUCACGCUGUUGGGCUGCUGGUGCUGCUGUCAUCUGGGCGAGGGGCCGACCCUUUGCAGCUUACUUUUGGAUCGCCACAAACGGCCAAGGUAAUGGCAGAACCUUCUACAGACACUGAGUUAGAGCCGAAUGCUGACUUGGGUGUCCGCUUACAUCCCCAGCCCAGCCUUGACUUGAAUACCAGCGGAGGGGCUGCAGGAAUCCCGACAGCAACCGUGAGAAGACCCUGCCCUUUUAUUUCCAGACGGUCACUCCUGGUUGCCGGCAUCUGCAGCCGGCGUGCGAAAAGGGACAUGCGUGGGAAUCUGCAGCCUUCCCCCGGCCUGCAUGCUGGGGCUCUCACGAAGCUGCCGGGUUUUAUACCAUUGGAGAAGAGACCUAGAGACUCAAGGCCCCAGCGGCUUGCACAGAAGGGGUACUUGGUGUCAGUGAGACGUCUCCGUUGCCGCUUUUUCAACUAUGUGUUUCACUCAGGGUUCAUGCGCUCUUCCCUGCCUCUGCCCUCAGCGUGUUUCCGGACACGCUGGGUCACCCACCAUGCUAGGUACAAGCUCAGCCCCUCACCCCUUCAUUCUCUCCAUGGCUGGUCCCUGACCACAUGCGGUAGGUAUGGAGAGGGCCUACACAGGAGAUAGAAGCUGACCUCGACAGAGACAUCGAGUGUCCCAGGCCUGGUACCUGGCUGCUGGGCUCACAGUGUGGCACUGGUACCCACUUCAGAGAGGCAGAGCCGGGUGGUGAGGGACACCAUUGCCCCCGGGUUCUGCUGAGGGCGCCUGUCCCAGAGCAGGGCCUGCCUGGAGCAAGAGCUGCUGUGGACCCCCAGCUCCCAUGCAGACCCCAGGCCCUGUCAGCUGUUCACUACACAGGGCUCCCUCACCACGCCCUUCCUGGAUGGCCUCGCGUAUCACACAGAUAAAGGCCUGCAGAUGCGAACCGGCUCGGCUGACGGGACACGGGGCAGCCCUGGGGGCAUAGGGAAGGCUGGAAAGCAGCCUCUCCGCGUGGCUUCACUUUGGGGUUUCCUCUUGGUACUGCCUCAGUAACCCUCACAGAGGGCCCAUGGUGAAGAGACAAGCACGUCUGCACCCGCACUUGCUCACUCCAGGUUUCAGCUGGCCGUGCGUCUGGACAGCCAUCCCAGGCCCAUGGGCUGCUGGGCUCACCACGAACUGAGGCAGGGUCCUGCCCUCGGUCCAGGUGUGGACUCACCAGGGCUCAGCAAGCCCGAGAGGAUGGGUGGCUUGCUUCUCAGACUCGGCCGUGAUGGGCUGCUGGGGACACCUUCCUGUGGGCGCUGGAGUUUGACCAGCAACCUUGGGGCAGCCCCUCCCUAGCCCCACAACAGCCCCCACUGCACUCCAGGAGUGAACUGGCCUGGUGUCCUCUCACCCAGCCCCGUGCUCCCAUCCUUGUCUUCAUUGCCAGAAUGGGGUGGAUGUCCUUAUUUAUUGUCACUUCUGCUUUUUCCUUCCCCUCUUCACCCUUUCAUUGUGCGCUGAAGAGACCCCAGCAGCCUAGAACCAGCCUUAAGAAGCCAAGACCAAGCCUGAAUCUCCCUCCAGGGAGCUUCUCCUUUGCUUCCAAGAGAAAGUUUACUGGAAAAAUACCUCCUGGCCUCUUGUUUAUUCCGAGAAGACAACUCAGUGUGGGCAAGGGGAUCUUUUAUGCACCAAAGAUGCUUUUGAAGCAGAAAGCAGUGGGGCUCUUGGUGUUUCAUGCUGCCUUAUUUAUAUGAAAGGAAGAAUUAAAUCUUGCAAGG